This is a messenger RNA of Colletotrichum graminicola M1.001, 993 nucleotides long. RefSeq names its product pectinesterase. Gene Ontology annotation, molecular function: pectinesterase activity. The transcript has 2 exons. NCBI's taxonomy places the organism in Eukaryota, Fungi, Ascomycota, Sordariomycetes, Glomerellales, Glomerellaceae. The record is from RefSeq and is a predicted model, not a curated record. Gene Ontology annotation, biological process: cell wall modification. Bases 1 to 993 code for a protein of 330 amino acids.
AUGAAGUCUUUCCUCGCCCCUCUAGCCUAUGCCACAGUAGCGCUGGCGGCAAGCCGCACAUCUGCGCCCAAUGGAUGCUUAACUGUCACAAAGUCGCCUAGCAGCGGCCAGUACGGCACGGUCCAGCAGGCCGUCGACGCCCUUUCUACCUCGGCCUCUGGCACGCAAUGCAUUUUCAUCGACCAAGGGACCUAUAACGAACAAGUCCUGGUCCCCGCGCGGACCGCCCAGCUGACCAUCUACGGCUAUACGGCGGAGACAAGCAGCUACGCCGGCAACAAGGUGACCAUCACCGCCAGCAAGAGCCAGGCCGACGGCCUCAACAACGAUCGAACCGCGACUCUCCGCGUCAAGGCCAACAACUUCAAGCUCUACAACGUAAACGUCGCCAACGCUUACGGCCAGGGCAGCCAAGCCGUGGCCCUAAGUGCGUACGCCGACAGCGGAUACUACGGCUGUCAGUUCGCUGGGUUUCAGGACACCGUCCUCAGCCAGUCGGGCGACCAGCUGUACUCGAAAUGCCUAAUUCAAGGCGCUACCGACUUUAUUUUCGGCCAACAGGCUAUGAGCUGGUUCGAGCAGUGCGACCUCCGCCUCGUUUCCGCCCCCGUUGGCUACAUCACCGCCAACGGUCGCCAGAGUGCAUCCGACAGCUCCUACUACGUUUUCAACAGCUGCACCAUCGCUGCCGCCGCUGGUAACACCGUUCCCGCCGGAGCCUACUUCCUCGGGCGCCCUUGGAGGCAGUUUGCUCAGGUCGUGUUCCAGAAGACGACAAUGUCGAACGCCAUCAACUCCGCCGGCUGGAUGACGUGGAACGCCGGCGACGACCGCACCAGCAACGUUCUCUUUGGCGAAUACCAGAACACCGGUACUGGGUCGCAGGGCACUCGCGCCAGCUUCUCCAAGAAGCUCGGCUCGGCUGUUUCCAUUUCGAGCAUCCUGGGGGGCAGCUACACCAAGGCGGGAUACUAUGAUGCUGCCUACAUGUAG